This is a messenger RNA of Funneliformis geosporum, 214 nucleotides long. The record is from the annotation of a GenBank genome assembly. Lineage: Eukaryota; Fungi; Glomeromycota; Glomeromycetes; Glomerales; Glomeraceae.
AUGUGGAUGGAUAAGAAAGGUUGGAAAGCUUUUGAAAUGGUUGAAUAUUUAGCUUUCACAUGUAUGCAGGCAACUGGAGAAAUCAAAACCAUAUUUUUACAAGAAAUAAAAAAUCGUACAACAUAUGAGAAUUCCUCUUCUACUACCACCUUCUCUACUAUAGCAUCCUCUUCUACUAAACGAAUUAAAGUUCAAAAUCAAAAAUUACUACAAU